AGAGCUCUGUGUUUUAGGAAUAUGCUGCUGGAGUGGAUUUGCGCGUGCUGUUGCUGAUUGAACGCAGCGUGCGACGUGGAGGCUCCUGUGUUCGCUGCUGCGCUCAGAUCUGCAGCCUCCAUCUCUGUUCGAGGCUAUGGUCCUGACUGGAGAACAGCCCAUCACACAGAUGCACAGCUCCGACUGCAUGGGAGGGUAAUUCUGCAGACACCAGCAUGGGAGCCAAACAGAUGAAAUGUCUCAGCUCAGCCAGCCCUGCACACUCCCCCAAAGAGGAGUAUGUUAUCACCCAGUCCACGGACACCACCAAAGAAGAACCAGUCCAUGAUCAGUCUGAGGACCAGGGGGAACCUCAGGAAGGCAGCUCUGACCUGACAGAGAGGAAACCUGUCACAGAUGAGGUGUUGCUCUGUGGGUUGUGUCCCACCCUCGGUCAUGAUGGGCAGGAGGAAGAAAAGACCUGGGAGGAGCAGCUGGAUGCCCACCAGGAGCAGCUGGAGAAGGAGAUGCAGGAAGCCAGAAGGAUGGUUUUCCGCCUACAGGGUUUGCUGCUGCAUGGCUCCCUCCCUGAAGAAGACCAGGAUGGGUCGGUGAACUUUGGGGAGAACCGGGCGACCACUGAGCAGCAGCUGGUUGUAAUCCGCAGUCGUCUGGACCAAAGCAUGGAGGAAGCCCUUGAUCUCAAGAGGGAACUCCUGAGGCACAAACAAGAGACACGGCACAUUCAGGCCAUCAAGGAUGCUCUGCAGCAGCGCCUGGCAGUGCAGGAGGAGGCUGUUCUACAGCUGAAGCAGGAACUGCUGAGGAGCAACAUGGCCAAAGAUGAGCUGGAAGGAGAAAAUGAGGAGCUCAAACGCAAACUGAGUGAAAGGAACAAAUUACUCUGUGAUUAUGAGCAGCAGUUUGGGAGGAAGGACAGAUUACUGCAGCAACACCAACAAAGGCUUGAUGAAGCUCAACAUAAAGCACACGAGGUUGGCCACGGACGGUCAUUCCGGAGUGAAAGUGGUGGUUAUAGUAAUUCAGUGGCAACGUCUCCUCCAGCCUUCCAGCACAAUCCAGCAACAGGUUCAGGAGAAAAACCCCAGGCAUCUUUCCAGCAAUCCUCUCUAGUGCCCCCUAGGGGAUCCCAAGCUGUUUCCAGGGCAGAGAGGAGCUCCUCCCAUAUGUCGUGCCUGUACAACCUCCAGGAGGUGUCAGAUGUCUGUAUCAUCUUAGCUGAUUUCUUUUUGGGGUUGAUGGAGGUCCUCACCUUUUCUCCACCAUAUAGAUGA
Nematolebias whitei (Rio pearlfish) is the source of this 1274-nucleotide messenger RNA. Its product is annotated as dixin-A. Gene Ontology annotation, cellular component: cytosol. The transcript is spliced from 11 exons. Gene Ontology annotation, biological process: canonical Wnt signaling pathway. The record is from RefSeq and is a predicted model, not a curated record. The coding region runs from base 216 to 1274 and encodes 352 amino acids. NCBI's taxonomy places the organism in Eukaryota, Metazoa, Chordata, Actinopteri, Cyprinodontiformes, Rivulidae.